GUUACCAGAGACAACAUCCUGUUUCCUUUACCCACCUCACUGUCCAGACCCCUGGACGCUCUGUUCACAGGGUGCAGGGAGGGGCAAGAGUCCGGCCCGAGGCCCAGAGUCCAAAGAUCUCACAGCUGGAAGAUCCCACAGCUGUGGAAACUGAGUCUGGGACCCGAGGGGUGUGAUUUACCCAAGAUCCCGGCCACUGCAGAUCUGGGCCAGCACGGCAGGGCCUCCAGGGUUCCCUGGAGAUGACACAUUUCGGAGGUUUCCAAAUAGAACCAUUAAGGCCUGACUUGCCCUCCCCUAAGUUCAGUGUGGUCAGUUCCUCCCUUCCAAGAGGCUCUCUCCAGCUGGUUGUGGCCCAAAGGGUUCUUACAUACAUCCUAGGAAUGUGUUUGGAUCCAUGGAGCUCUGGGGCUCAACAGCACAGGCCCUGGGACAAGCGGGCCUCUGUGGAUCCCAACACAGAACCUCUAUUUGUUUAUUUAUUCUUAUAGUAAAUGUUUAUUGCAAGUACUGGGGACACAGUAGACAAAACAGACACAACUCCCUACUCUCAUGGAGUUUACAUUCUAGCGGAGGAGGCAGAUAAUCAUAAGAUAAGGCAGUAAAAUAUAUAGCAUGUCAGACAAUGAUUUGCUGCGGAGACAAAUAGAGCAGAGGAGGGGAUGGAGAGGAACCAGCAGGAGAUGGAGUGGAGAGAGUGUACUUUUAAAUAGGAUGGAUGGGUAACAUUUGGGCAAAGACUUGAAGGAGGUGAGAGAUGAAGCCAUGUGGAUACCUGGAGAAAGAGCCCUGUAGGCAGGAGCAAUAGUAGGUGCAAAGGCCCUGAGGCAGAAACAUAUCUGGCACAGUUAAGGAACAGCAAGGAGGCCAGUGUGCUGGAGCAGAGAGAGACGGGCAAGGACUAGAAGUUGAAUUAGGACGUCAGGGGAGGUCAGACCACCUAAGGCCUUGUAGGUCACAAUCAAAGCCUUUGGCUUUAACUUUGAGGGAGAUGGGAGCCACUGGACAGUUUGAGCAGAAAAAGGACAGGAUCCGAUUCAUGUUUUGUAAAGAUCAUUCUGGUCACUGUGUGGAAAAGAGAAACGAGAACACCAGUUAGGAAGCUACUAUAAUAAUUCAGAAGAAUACUCAGACAAAGGUAGUCAUGGUGAGAAGUGGUGAGAUUCUGAAUAUUUGAGAAGUAGAGCCACCAGGAUUUACUAAUGUGGGUAGUGAACUGUGACAGAAAGAGAGAAGUCAAGGAUAACUUCCAAGAUUUCCGCCAGAGUAAGUAGAACGAUGCAGCUGCCAAUUACAAAGACGAGAAAGCCUGAGGAAGGGACAGGUUUGGGAGGAAAUCAAACCAUUUAUCUGUGUGAUUCUGGGUAAGUUGCGUAACCACUCUGAACCUCAGUUUCUUCAUCUGUACAAUAGUUAUAAUAAACACUCCCCUGCAGUGGUGGUGAGAACUAAGUGAGAUCAUGAACUCACAGGCUUGGCAAACAGAUACACUCAACACACAUGCCAUGCACAGUGCAGGGAUGACGCGUGGCCAUCCCAUCUCCUCAGGAAGCCACUGGAAGGAGAGGAAGACGACACCUAUAAAUCUAUAUUCCAGCUCCUCUUCCCUGCUUCCUCCAGGUAGAAGUGGGACAGACCUUUUUGACGUUUAAGUUUUCUUUCUUCACGGUCUUUGACACUUCUGGAGAUGGUGAUGAUGCUACUGGAGGCUGGUGGUGGGGUGGCGAUAAAGAUCUUAGUCCCAUGCCUGUGAAGCUUACAAGACACUUACACGGCCAUUAUCUCAUCUGAGUCCAGCAAGGCAGAAAUUAAACCCAUGUUAUGAAGUAGGAGAAUAAGGUAUUUGAAAACAACACAAACCAAAACAAACCCAGACUGUCUCUACCUCACUAUCACAAGGAACCUCAUUUAAUCUUUGGGGUAAAGAAAGUGGGUAAGAGGGUCCGGAAGCGGGUAUCGCUCUUCCUGUCGUUGAGUGGGAGUGCUGCCCAGCUGUCCAGCUGGGCUCAGGUAGGAGACAGAUGGUGACCCCACUCCUCUACCCCCAGGAGAAGGCCCACAAGUGCCUGCCCAGUCCUCGUUCCCCUGUCUCAGCCACUCCAGACAUGUCUGGCAGGUCUGGGCUGCAGCCUUACAGCUUCUGAGGUUUGGGCCAGUAGGUCUCAUACACUGUCCCAUUCCAGUUACUCUUCCCAGUUCCUCCCAGUUACUGAGGUAACAGAAGAGGGGACUGGAGCCCAGAAGAGUCACCGUGGCUAAGAUCACACCAUUAGAAAGUGCAGUCUGGCUUCCAACUCCGAGGUCGGCCCCCAGCAGGAAGAAUUCCUGCAUUCCAAUUCCUUCCACUUCUGCCAGCCCAGCUGCCCCCUCCCCUCCAUCUACCAGGUGGCAGAACACAGCUGUCUUUUCGUGGCUCCCUGGGCCCAGCAAGCUGUCCUGGGUGGGACUGAGCUGAGUGGGGCAGUCCUGUGCAGCAUCCAGUGAGGCUGUGCUCCCGCAGGCAAAUGCAGCCAGAGAUCGGCUCUGAGCAGCAGUUCUGACCGGUGAGGAGGGAGUGGCAAAGGCAAGCCUAGAGUCUGCACUGCCUUCAAGGCCAGCCGGCCAUGCCCGUUCCGCUGCUCCCACUGCUGCUGCGGACGCUGCUGUCCCGCCUGCUGCUGCCCGCUGCCCGCCUGGCCCGCCAGCACCUCCUGCCCCUGCUGCGCCACCUGGCUCGCCGCCUGGCCUCCCAGGACAUGCGAGAGGCUUUGCUGAGCUGUCUGUUGUUCAUCUUCAGCCAGAGACACCCGCCGGAUGCUGGGGAGGCCUCCAGAGUAGCCCACUCUGAGAGGAGGGAGAGGCUAGCCCCCCAAAAAUGAGGCCACAAGUCCUGGGAGAAGCUGUAUUCAUUGAACCGCUUUCUUUUGGAGUGAGACAGUCCUGGCACUGUCACUGGCCACAGCCUGCCCAGUGGGGGACUGAGCAUGAGGGGUCAGACCAGGACAUGCCUCCCCACUCCCAGCGGAAAUGACUGGAAGGAUGCCCUGCAUCGAGCGGGAAACCCAUCACUACUCCUCCCUCCCCCUGCAUUCCUCCCAAGACCCUUCCUAACCACCUCUGGCCUGAGCCCAGAGAGGAACUCACUCGCCCCUACCCCCAGCACUCGGGGAUGCAGGGUCCCGUGAUAGACAACGCUUAUGCCAAGGACAACUGAAAAUUGAGCUGAAUUGAGAGAAGAGAUUUCAACCUGUCUUCCAGACUCAGUACCUCAAAAUAAGACCUUGGUUCCCUAGGGAGCCAGUCCCAUUCCCUAAAGCCCAGCAUGUAGCAGGUGUUCAAUAAAUACUUGUUGAUUCGAAUUCUUGGGGCACCUUGGAGGGUCUUGUCACCUCUACUCCUACACGGCAAGACAAUCUCACCUAGCCACCAGUGGGGUGGAGAAACAACUCAAGGCUUUCUUUUGCUACCUAUCCCAUUGCCCCUCAAUCCUUAUCUCCCUUCAGUCGGUAUGUCACACUGUGACCCAGGGGUCUUGGGUCUGACUUGGAGAAGGUUGGGCUGGCCAGCUCAAGCUAAGGAAGAAAACGUCCUCAGCCAGCUGGAGACCCUUCUCAGCUAACGGCGGUGGGGAGAGGGAGAGUUGUUUGCUAAGGGGCCUGUGGGCAGCCACCCAGGGGAGUGGGGCACAAACGCAUGUCCCUGAGGGGCACGCUGCCCCUGAAGGGGGGCGGGGGGAAUGACCUGAGGCAUUCACCUCAUCAUUUUCCCCUUCCCAAAGGGAGGGCCCUCAGGGGUCAAGCAAGAGUAGUCAGAUGCAUUUGCAUUGCGCCCUGGCCUCCGGAUAAUUUGCUUACUGUUCCCAUGCAACAGUCCUCCUGCUCCGGCCCACCCCAGCGAGUCUUGGGCUCUAGGUGCCGAGGGCGUAGUGAGGACACAGGACCCUAUCCUGUCCCCAAACUCGUCAGAAGCUUGGCCCGAGGUAACCGCUAAGACCAGAGCUGUGCACCCCCACCCCAGCCCUGCUGGGCUUUCCGUCAGACCCCCGACCCUCCACCCCUCGGCACCAUCUGCUUCCCCAUGGAGUCCUCAAAAGCCAGCGCACGUGCUCACCCCUCCCGGGAAGGCGACCCGGGGUAGGGGUUGGGGGGCGGAGUGAAAGCUGUUCAAGCCCCGGCUCUCCUAACCGCAUUCCC
Messenger RNA from Equus caballus (horse), 4172 nucleotides. RefSeq names its product myomixer, myoblast fusion factor (gene MYMX). Gene Ontology annotation, biological process: skeletal muscle organ development; myoblast fusion. Lineage: Eukaryota; Metazoa; Chordata; Mammalia; Perissodactyla; Equidae. Gene Ontology annotation, cellular component: endoplasmic reticulum membrane; plasma membrane; Golgi membrane. The record is from RefSeq and is a predicted model, not a curated record.